Schizosaccharomyces osmophilus is the source of this 1230-nucleotide messenger RNA. RefSeq names its product cytoplasmic aspartate aminotransferase Caa1 (gene caa1). The transcript has a single exon. The coding region runs from base 1 to 1230 and encodes 409 amino acids. Gene Ontology annotation, molecular function: L-aspartate:2-oxoglutarate transaminase activity; pyridoxal phosphate binding. The record is from RefSeq and is a predicted model, not a curated record. Gene Ontology annotation, biological process: L-aspartate biosynthetic process. Lineage: Eukaryota; Fungi; Ascomycota; Schizosaccharomycetes; Schizosaccharomycetales; Schizosaccharomycetaceae. Gene Ontology annotation, cellular component: cytosol.
AUGUCAGAUUUUGGAUUUGAUGAAUUGAUUGAAGCUCAGCCUGAUGCCAUUUUCAAAUUAAACGCUUUAUACAACCAAGAUGAAGACCCUUCAAAGGUGAACAUGAGUAUUGGUGCUUACCGUGACAAUAACGGAAAGCCAUGGAUUUUGCCUGUUGUUAAGAAGGCUUCUGAAAUUGUUGAAAAAGACCCCAACUACAAUCACGAAUACAUGCCUAUUGCUGGUUUUGGUCAGUUUACAAAGGCUGCUGCUGAAAUCCUGUUCAAGCCCAACGACCACUUAUUGAAGGAAGACCGCAUUUGUUCCAUCCAAUCUGUGUCUGGUACUGGAGCUAAUUUUUCGGCUGCUAGAUUUAUAGCUGAACAAUAUGCGCAAAAGAAUGGAGCUGCCGUUUACAUUUCGAACCCAACUUGGCCCGUUCAUCGCACUCUCUGGGAAAGUGUCAAUGUAAAGGUUGAGACUUAUCCUUAUUGGGAUGCAAAAAACCGAAGAUUUGAUUUCGAAGGAACUAUGGAUGUAAUGAAAUCUGCUCCUGAAGGCAGCAUUUUUUUACUUCAUGCUUGUGCUCAUAAUCCUACGGGAAUUGACCCCACUAGGGAACAGUGGAAAUCUAUGUUUGAGGCUCUUCUUGCCCGUAAGCACUUGGUUGUGUUUGACAUUGCUUACCAAGGAUUUGCUAGUGGUGAUUUGGACCGUGAUUCUUGGGCCUUGAAUGAGUUUGCCAAAUCCAAUAAAGAUUUCUUUGUCUGUCAAUCUUUCGCCAAGAACAUGGGUUUGUAUGGUGAGCGUACUGGUUGCCUUCACUACGUCGCUAAAAAUAGCACCGUAAAACGCAAAAUGCAGUCUGUGCUUUGUCUCAUUCAACGCAACACUAUUUCGAAUCCUCCUGCUUAUGGUGCCCGUAUCGCCGCUGCAAUUUUAGGAAACCCCGAACUUUUCGAACAAUGGAAGGAAGACUUACGAACUAUGUCUUCGCGUAUUAAUGAAAUGCGUUCUCAUUUACGUGAUUCUCUCGUAGCUUUGAAGACUCCUGGUACUUGGGAUCACAUAACUGAUCAAAUCGGAAUGUUUUCCUUUACUGGGUUGACCCCUGCUCAAGUCCAAUUCUGUCAAGAAAAGUAUCACCUUUACUUCAGUGCCAAUGGUCGUAUUUCUAUGGCUGGUCUCAACAGUUCCAAUGUUGACCAUGUUGCCAAGGCUUUUGAUCACGCAGUUCGUUCAGUCAACUAG